UGAUCAAGUUGCGAGUUCUCGACUGUUGCUGCUUUAGAACUUCUAGGCAGAUGUCUGGCAAGAGGUAGGUCCACUGGCCCGUACGCAUCCUGCUGAAAAACCACACCACAAACUACUGCCUGAAGCUUCACCAGGACAGCAUGAAACCCAACAAUUCCACCACCGAGCUGUGGUCGCAUAUCACCUACAUCACUGUGGAGGUUGUCAUUGGUCUCUGUGCUGUAGUGGGCAACAUGCUGGUCAUCUGGGUGGUCAAACUGAACCCCAGUCUGAGGACAACCACCUUCUAUUUCAUCGUCUCCCUAGCACUGGCUGACAUUGCUGUCGGGGUGCUGGUCAUCCCGUUGGCGAUUGUUAUCAGCCUGGAGGUGGAGAUGCACUUCUAUGCCUGCCUUUUCAUGUCCUGUGUGCUUCUGAUCUUCACCCACGCCUCCAUCAUGUCCUUGCUGGCCAUUGCUGUAGACCGAUACCUGCGAGUCAAGCUGACAGUCAGGGCUCCUGAGAUCCUCCCUAUCAGUCCAGCCACCAUGGAGCUCUUGGUUCUGCUGUCCGUGGCUCUCUUUUCAGAUGCCAUGGUCAUGGACGAAAAGGUGACGUCAGGCGUUGAGCUGGAUACAGCUUCUGCUACCUGUAACUAUGACGCCCACUACAAGGACCACACCAAGUACUGGUGCCGGGGCUAUUUCAGGGACUCGUGCCAUAUUAUGGCCUUCACCCCUAACAGCACCAGCCGUGUGGCCCUGAGGGACACAGGAAGCCAACUCAUCAUCACUGUAUCCUGCCUGGUCAAGGAAGACACAGGCUGGUACUGGUGUGGGAUCCAGCGGGACUUUGCCCGAGAUGACAUGGAUUUUACACAGCUCAUCGUGACUGACAAAAGAGAAGGCCACCACGCCGAUGGCUUUUCAACUGACCCUUCAGGCAACAGGACCCGGAGCUGUAGAGCUUCAAAAGCUUUCCAAAAGGGAGAGGGCUACAGAAUGUCCAUUCUGAUCAUUUGCAUACUGAUUACCGGGUUGGGAAUCAUCUUUAUAACCAGUCAUUUGUCCAGGGGAAGGAGGAGCCAAAGGACUAGAGGAGUUACUGGCAAAAGUGUCACUAGAAACCCCCAAGCAAGCCAAACUCCGUCUGUGGUCUCCAUACACUUGGUAAGUUCCCUCCUUAAUUCUUCAGUGCUGAGUUCUCACCCCCCUCAGAACCCUGUCUUUAGCUCUCCCCUCUCAUAGAGAGAGGGCGGUAACUGUCUGUCUUUG
This is a messenger RNA of Acomys russatus (golden spiny mouse), 1253 nucleotides long. RefSeq names its product adenosine A3 receptor (gene Adora3). Gene Ontology annotation, molecular function: G protein-coupled adenosine receptor activity. Gene Ontology annotation, cellular component: dendrite; plasma membrane; synapse. The coding region runs from base 141 to 1226 and encodes 361 amino acids. The record is from RefSeq and is a predicted model, not a curated record. The transcript has 6 exons. NCBI's taxonomy places the organism in Eukaryota, Metazoa, Chordata, Mammalia, Rodentia, Muridae. Gene Ontology annotation, biological process: G protein-coupled adenosine receptor signaling pathway.